This is a messenger RNA of Penaeus monodon (black tiger shrimp), 2865 nucleotides long. RefSeq lists its product as uncharacterized. Gene Ontology annotation, biological process: regulation of DNA-templated transcription. Gene Ontology annotation, molecular function: DNA-binding transcription factor activity, RNA polymerase II-specific; RNA polymerase II cis-regulatory region sequence-specific DNA binding. Lineage: Eukaryota; Metazoa; Arthropoda; Malacostraca; Decapoda; Penaeidae. The record is from RefSeq and is a predicted model, not a curated record.
AAAUUGGAGGAAAGUCCAGUGUUGAGGAUUAAAAAGACAGCAGGAAGAAGAGCAUCCAGAACAUAUCAGAUUAAUAAUGAACCAAAGCAUAGUGAGAAUAAGGAAAAUAAUAUUCAGGAGUUUGAUUUUACUGCAGAUUUUAAAGAAACGAAUGAUCAAUCUUGUAAUUCAGAAGAUAUGCCUGUUAGUGAGUCAAGAGAGUCAGAUGUUGAAAGUACCUCAGCUUUCAAAGGUGAAAUAGAAAUGAAUUAUGGAUCAGGCAAGAAAGAUAGCAUGGAAGUUAGCUUUGCAGAUGGCUUCAAUUACCCAUUUGAACAAAACAUGUUGUUCAGUGCUCUUGGCUUAGUUGAGAGGCAUAGUUCAAGUACCUGUAAGCCCCACGACACUUCUCCCUCCCAUAUUGCUCACAGAACAAGAAAUAUAACGGCUUAUUUCAGAAGAAUGCAAGAGUGCCAAGUAGUGCUAGAAGACUGUCACAAGAUGAAGAAAAACAAAAUGUGCUUAGAGCAUGAUAUACCUAAAGUUGAUCAGGUUGAAAAAGGGAAAUCAAGUCCAGAGAGUGAAACAGAAACCUCAUAUGCAAAUCUAUUUAGUCCAGUACUUGACUUCAAUUUUGAAGGUUUUCUCACCACGGAUAUAGACAUUGGUGAUGACUUUGUCAUGUCUGAUUUAGAAUUUGGGGAAGAACUAAGAUAUCCAGAUAAUCCUGAGAAUUUAGUUCAAACAGCAGAAAGACAAGAUGGUAACUUAGAGACUCAUGACUCAGUGCCUCAUAAUGUAAAUAUCCAAGAACUCACAAAAAUACAAAAUGAAGUAGCAGAUGCCAAUAUACUCCAUUCUGAUGAAGACAGUCAGAAAUUUGUAUUUGAAAAGGACACUGAAAUUAAUGAACUUCAGAAGGGAGAUAUAUUACAGAAAAAAGCAAAUGAAUGUAAUCCUGAAGCGGUCAGGGAACCUGCUCUGCUAAUCACUGAUAAAAGAGAAACGUGUUCUACCAGUGAUAAUUCUCUCCCAGGUUUGAAUAAAGACCCAAAUAAGAGAAGGAGGUUCACCACUAAUAAAAAUGAUGUAGUCAAGAAUAGGUGUCUUAUCUGUGGAAAGUCAUGUUUUACAAAAGCAAAAUUGAAGAGACAUACUGCCAAACACCAUGAAAAUGAAGAUCAGUUGAUGGUACAAGAUGAAAUUUCAUGCAGCAGCAGGAGUUCAUUAUCAGAAAUCAAUGGAAAAGAAUGUUAUGAAUUAGAAACUGACAGAUUGAUACUUCAUAGCCCAGAACUCAUAACAGCAUCAAAACAUGGAGAGAAUUCUGAAGACCUAACCAGAUAUUCAAGUUGGAAACAAAUUGAUGAUGAUGUUGCAGAUAUUAUUAAUUUAGAUCCUAAAUGUGAAGAGGAAUCUUGCUCACAGCAAGUGCACACAGAAAAAAUAAAAGAAAAUGCAAGAACAGAUAAUAUGAAUUCAGUUAUUGAUAUCAGCAUUUGCGAAACAAUCCAAACAGACAUGAAUCCCUUAAAAGAGCAAACUUUGGUGACUGAAGAUCAUUCUUUAAUUGAACCACUUGUUACAGAUAGUAGGAAAGAAAUUUUCAAAGUGUCAGACAGUAAAACAAGAACUUUAACUUCAGAGGUGACCAAUGAUAAUGCAGAAUUCCCCACUCCAAAGAAACUACCAAAGAGAAAGUUGAGAAAUACUGUUAAAGAUAAUCAGUCACUAAAUAAACAGUUAAGAGUAUUACCACAACACCUCAAUAGCAAGGAAGAAACUAUAUUGAAAGGCAAAGGGGAUGUGAAAAUUAAAGCAGUUGAACAUACGACAGAUAGUAAGCAUCAUUUUCGCCACAGUUAUGAAGCAGACAAGAGAAAAAGCAAUAAUAUUCAACCAGAAAGCAUCAAAAAUGAAGUCAAAUUAAGGUCAGGGCAGAAAGUAUAUAAUGAAGAAGAGCAGGUCUUUCGCUGUCGUAAAAAACACGAGAUCAUCAAAAUCAAUGGAAAGAGGUGGUAUCCAUGUAAUAUAUGUAACCAUAAGUUUUCUAGCUCUUCAGACCUGACAAGGCAUAUGAGGAAGCACACUGGAGAAAGACCCUUUAAAUGUUCAGUUUGUUCAAAGUCAUUUAGACAAAGAGAAGCCCUUAAAAGACAUAUUGAAGUGCAUAAUGGUAAUAAGCCUUAUGCUUGUAAACUUUGUGAUUCAAGAUUUACUCAGAAGGUUCACUUAGAAAAUCACCAGACAGUUCAUAGUGAUGACAAACCAUAUAGAUGUGAACAGUGUGGCAAAGCAUUUUCUCGCCUUGGUUACUAUAAAUUUCAUAUUAACAUUCAUGCUUCAGAUCCCCCAUAUAAGUGUAAAAUAUGCUCUCGUGGUUUUAAUUCUUGUGGUAAUUUGACAAAACACAAGAAGAUUCAUGAUGAAGUCAAACACUAUAAAUGUCAGUACUGCCCAGCUGCCUUUUAUGUGUCUCAGAGUUUGAAGGUACACUCAAGAGUUCAUACAGGUGAGAAGCCUAUUCAGUGUCAAUUGUGUGGUAUAAGCUAUCGAUUUGAAAGCAGUUUGCGGAAGCAUGCUGCAUCAAAACAUCCAGAAUUUGAAGUUAAAGGUGUCAGUCUUAUACCUCGUUCAAAGAAAUAAAGUGUUUCACCUCUAAUAGGUGUUAAGGCUAUAUAUCAGUUGGCUUCAUUUGCUUAGGGCAUGGAGGAAUAUCUGAAUAUAUUUAUAUAUACAUAUAGAAUACAUUUUAUGUUAGACUGAUAAGGAUAUUGGAUGAAAACAUCCAACUGUCAUAAUAUUCUUACAACGUACAGGUAGAAGUGAUUUUCUAGUUUUUAGAUCUCUGACCAUUCAUUAUUAAUAUUUCUUCUUUUAAUAUCU